AUCAGUGCUGAUCAUCGACGCUUCCUAAUCCUGGCCUGAACAGUUCGAAAUGUUUCUUCAUCAUAUUCAUAGUUAUUUAUAUUUUUAUAACAAUGGCUGUCGACGGCCUGGCGAUUCAAACUAUUUGGAUGAACGUAGCUGCAUUUUGUUCCCUGAGUGAUCUUGGAAGAUUACAGUCAACAUGCAAAUAUCUCAACGCGAUCCUUUCAUGCAAUUCAGUUUGGAAGAUUCAGUGGAAAAAGUUGUAUAGAUUAUUUGACCUGGAGGAGAAGUACAGGGACCGUGUUGAUUCCUCGGCUCUUGUACCCUUCUUGUACCAGAACCUCUGCUUUCGUCUCCUGUCAUGUCUCAGACGCAGGGAAUGUUCACAGCAAUGGUUCGUCAUGAACCAACAGGAUGAAGUCGAAUCCUUCAACAUUGCUCAGAACCUCACAUCAUUUUCGUUCUUUGAUUCAACUCAGCUGUGGCGCAGGGCCGAGUCCUCGCGGCACAUCCGUUUGCGCUCGGCGUUGUCUACGGUAGUUCCUCUUCGCAGACUGAAGGCGUGUGAUGCAAGGUUCCUGGAUGCUGCAACAGAUCACAUGCUGCUUGGUGGCAUAGCUCAGAAAGAUGACAGUUUUGCUGAACUCUGGCCUUUCCUGGAGUCUGAGAAGAAGGCCUUCUACAACCACCGCAUUGCGAUGCUAAUGAGGAAGGGGCGGAAGGGGAGAGAGAAAUGCUUCUCACAGGUCUCAGGGUUAGAGUGUGGCAUGCCGCUACAGUUCUGCUCUCUGAACCUUCUGGGAAGCGGAUGGAAAGUGCGGAGGAGGGUUGUGCAAGCCUUUGAGGACACCACCAAAGGCACCAAUGCUGCCAUCAAGAUCGGUGGAAUCAAGAACUCUGAGCUGAGGUGUAGCCUGCAGGAGUUACUCCGUCCAGGAUUGAUCAGAGACUUCUCUCAAGAAGCGGAGCCGAUCUGUCUCCGAACCCCCAUCAAUAUGAUUCCAAAAGACCUGGAAAUAGUCAAGGACCUCUUCUUUCGUGUCCUGGGAUACACUUGCAUCUUACCGUUCAACGUAGCAUCCCAUGUCAGCGACAACGCUAGAGCAGAGACAUGCCUCAUUAUAGAGAGCUACGUCCAUCACACUGUCAUCACACCCAUUGUCGAUGGCAUCCUGUGCUCAGACCUGGUGAGAUGCAAACCCAUCGGCUUUGCUCAUGUCCUGGAUUAUCUGGUUCUAAGUUUGGUAGUGAAGAACCCAAACCUCAGUAAGAUCAGAGCACCAUCCCUCAUGCUGAACACGAAUCCUGAACGCAUGACCCUUGCCCUUUCACCUGCUCGUGACCUGAUGGCUGCCGUCCGUCCAGAAAACCCUUCAGAGUAUGCCUACAAUUCACAGCUUGGUGUUUUGCAGUCAGGUACUGCACUUCAGCUCAAAGAAAGCAUCCUAUGCGUCUUCCAAGGAAUCGACUCGUGUAAGCGCUCAGAGUUCCUAGUCCUUCUAGCAACCGAGUACAUGUACAAGUGCCUUGACCUUGUUUCCAUGGUAACCGAACUCCUCAGCCAGUUUGACCUUCUCAACGUGCGGCGGUUGGUGAGUCGCAUCUUCUUCGUCGGGGAGAACACGCGGAUCGGUAGCUUCCGGGAGAGGUUCGAGAGGGACCUGCGGGUGAGUCUCGACCGGUUGGGGGCGGUGUUCGGAGGAGAGUUUGCCAGGCAGCAGCGAUGGCCGAUACACUGCGUACACGCAGAGGUGGAGGACAGACCGAACUGUCUGUUCUCCGAUACCUUCACCACCAUGGACUAUAUCUUUCAAGGCCCUGAUUUCUUCUGAAUCUCCCUUUAUUUCUUUUUUAAUUAUUUAUUCGGUACUUUCAAGAAAUAUAACAAUAAAACAAUAUAAUCAUGGUGAUUACAAAAUUAGAAUGACAAAAAUUAUACAAAUACAACUGUUUGUAGCAAUAUUCUAAGUGCAAAAGAUGGCGGCCAGGGAAAAACAGAGCAAACUUAAUUACUGUAACCGUAAUGGUCUCUUCGCCAAACCAACUGAUGCACUCAGAUCGUGCCUCCUCCCCAAUGAACACCCUAUACAAAGGGUAGUUAUGAGGAUAUGCAAUUGACAACCAUGAACAAUAAUUUCCAAAUCACAAUUUCUUCAGGAUCUUCCUUUCAAUGCACCCAUUUGAGGCUUGCCUCUAAGGAACAUGCAUGUCUACAUCCUAUAUAAAGAAAAGUCAGCAGAAUCUGCAGUUUUACAAAAUAGCACAUAUCUUUCAGGACCCUAACUUCUUUUAGGUCUCAAGGAACAUGGAUGUUUUGUCCUAUCCAGCUGAUAGUAGGGCUAAUGUACAAUUUACCGUCAUCAAUAUAUUCAAGGCCCUAAUUUCUUUUGAAUCUCUCUUUCAGUUCAUUCAUUUGAGCUUUGUUCCAUAGGAACAUGGAACAUUUUUAUAUUUUCUAAAAUCCAAAGGAUAGUUGAAUAAUUCAAUUUACCUUCAUGGGCUAUAUCUUUUAAGGUCCUAAACCUUUCCCAGCAUUCAUUCACCCAUUCAUCCACCCUUCCUUCCAUCCAUCUGUUGGUAUCAUAUCCUUAAUACCAGAAUUACAUACUAGUUAUAUUUAAGAGGCUAUAAAUAACAAGAUGUUACACAAAGGUUAUGUGCUUAAAGAGAGAGCUCUCAAGGCUCUUCAUUUACUGCAUGUAUUUCACUUUUACAAUUUUGCCACAAGGUAGCGCCAUUUCACUAUCAACCUCGGGACAUAUUAACUAAUUUCAUUACACCUUUCAGAAGCAUGUCAUUAUAUAAACUAAAAUAAUACCAACAAUGUUGCUCAGAAUUAAGCUGUACUGAAACGUUUGAGAAUCUUAUAUAAACUUUCAAAACCUGUU
Strongylocentrotus purpuratus (purple sea urchin) is the source of this 2870-nucleotide messenger RNA. RefSeq lists its product as uncharacterized. The coding region runs from base 93 to 1814 and encodes 573 amino acids. Lineage: Eukaryota; Metazoa; Echinodermata; Echinoidea; Camarodonta; Strongylocentrotidae. The record is from RefSeq and is a predicted model, not a curated record. The transcript is spliced from 5 exons.